ACACAAAGUUCCUGUUGAACUUGUCAUACCAAGAACAUAAUUAGGAAUAAUAAGAGACACCCACAGCAGCCCCGCGAGAGAUAACGAAUGGGGAGAGACAGCAGGUCCUGUAGAUUUAUAUUUAGAAAUGAGGGUUCAGGUGAGUGAGGCCCCGCCCACUGACACAGGUGCUGCUCUGAGAGUUUUCUCUAUUCACUCACCCACAGACAGAGGCUCAUAGUGACAGUCUCAUAGACAUCCUUAUACUGAGAGAGACAGGCACCCGAGGAGAGACAUCACCUAUAGAGACAGGCACCCGAGGAGAGACAUCACCUAUAGAGACAGGCACCUGGGAAGAGACAUUGGAUUUGGGUGUGAAGAAAGUGACAUCUCUGAACUGUCCAGAAGAGACAUGUCUACUUUAGACUGAGACUGCUGCUUGUUAGAAGUACUUAUCUUCAGUGAGACACCCUCUGAGGGGCAAGGAGUGUGGGAGAGACAUGCAUUUAUUAUACCCCUGAGAGAGAGCACAUUAUCCCAUUAGACUGCUUGUCAGGAGGGAGAGAGACAGCUGGUGCCCAUUGUAAGUUGGGAGAACCUCUUUCUGGGAAUGAUCUAAUUCACCCUUGUCCUGAGUAUUGGCACACAGAGCGGCAAACUCCUCUCCAUUUAGCCCAAAGGUACAUGGAUGAGACUGGUUCUGUUGCCAUGGUGACUAGCAAGAACUCUUCUCCACCCUGUCCUCCACCUUGCCCACCACCUCCUCCUACAGGGUUCUCUUUCCCACCUCCUCCACCUCCACCAGCUAAAUUCCCUUGUGCUCCUCCUCCCCCACCAUCAGGGGAAUUAUCAUUGACCCCUAAGUCCUCUGGGGAUACAACUCUGUCACAUCCUACAUCAGCUCCUGAACGACUUGGAGAUCAGCGAAGAUCCAAAUUGCGCAGCUUCAACUGGGAUGCAAUACCUGCUGAGCGUGUGCUGAAGGGACGCAAUAUAUGGACUUGUGGGUCACAACAGCCAAGUCUUCAGAUCGAUGUCACACACAUGGACAAGCUCUUUGCUCAGAGAGAUGAGCCACGUAAAGCUCGAUUAAGUGAAAGGUUCAGGCCACGGCACCAACAGACUGAGCAUGAACCAGAGGUGUCCCUUCUGGAUUCUAAGAAGAUCAUGAACCUGGGAAUAUUCCUGAAGCAAUUCAAGAGGCCGGUACAUGUGAUGAUUGAGGAUAUAAAGAGAGGUGUGGGGUCUAAUUUUGGAGCUGAGAAGUUGAGAGAACUUCUAAAACUACUUCCUGAGAAAGAUGAGGUGAAGAGACUAAGAGCUUUCAAAGGGGACCGGAGCAAUUUGUCUGAAGCAGAACUCUUCAUGAUACUUCUAGUCGAGGUGCCCAGUUGUUCCCAGAGGCUGCAAGUGAUGAUCCUAAAGGAAGAAUUCUUUCCUCAACUGAAUUCUAUGAAACAGGCAGUGGAAAUACAGACGGCAGCAGCCACUGAACUGGUGAGGUGUGAAGAGCUCCACACGGUCAUUUACCUGGUGCUGAAAGCUGGAAAUUACAUGAAUGCGGGCGGCUAUGCCGGGAGUGCUCUGGGCUUUCGCAUGGGGUCACUGCUGAAACUGUCCGACACCAAAGCCAACAAACCCGGAGUGAAUCUCAUGCACUUUGUUGCAAAGGAAGCCGAGAGGAACAGCCGCCCCCUCCUGACGUUCCCAGACAAGUUGCUUCAUAUCAGCCAAGCGUCCCGUAUCAACUCGCAGGAGAUCGAGAGUGACUUGGAGAACCUGAAAAAGAAACUGAGUAGCACAAGGGAGGCUCUCCGAGACCAGUCAGACCUCAAGCAUUCCAUGAGACCCUUCCUGAAGCUUGCAGAGGUUGAGCUCCGUGAGGUUCUCCACUCCCUGAAACGACUGCGAGAUGUACGCCGGGAACUCAUGGAGUUUUUCUGCGAGGAUGAAUCUGCUUUCAGGAUGGAGGAGAUGUGUUUGGUGUUCAGCACUUUCUGUGCCCGAUUCCUUUCUGCUGUGCAGGAGAAUGAGGAGAGAGAGAAGGCAGAAGAUCGCAGGGAGCGAGUGGAGAAGCGCCGAUCCAUUGCCAGUUGCUCCACCCUCGACAAGGACCUUCAGGAUGUGGAACUGGAGUUUCUGCUGCUCAGGAUCCCCCGCAGGGGUCGCUCAGCGAGGAAACCACGGCCACUUCCACGCACCUGCUCUGUAGACACCCUCCAUCUCUCCCCACCCAUCAUGGAAGAUCCCACUGACUACAUGUCCAGAGUCUUCUCUUCACAAGUCAUUACAGAGGAGGAGAAGCCCACGGCCACCCCCCGGUCUGAUACCAAGAAAGGACACGGGCGGCUCCGGAGAGUGAGCUCUGGGGGGGACGGGGGUCAGGAAACACCUGGAAAGAUGAAGCGAAGGCACACGCUCUCUUCUCUCCCCUCCCUCAGUGACGGGGCACAGAAUACCCAAAAUACUCCCCCCACUGUACAACGUGAAAUCAAUGCUGUGGCCCCCGAUGAAGCAUCAGAGGUGGCUCCUAUUUCAUCCCCACACACCCCCCAAAACACCCCCCUUAAAUGCACCCCAAAGUCUUCCCAAAAAGGCCAGUCCUCUCCAGAACUCUCUCCUUCGGGGGGGCUUUUUGCAAAAGAAGGGGGGCACGUGGGGCCCUGAGGCCUCUCACCAUUCUCUGGGGGAGGAGCCACAUAAGGGGGGGCAGUGCAGCGUCUGCACUUGGCACAUUCUUCAGGCGUUUGGCAACGUGCGUCGUUCCCCCAAAUAAUUGCCCAGAGGGGGUCAUUGUACGUUAUGGAGACCUGGGGGGCACGUUCUAGAGACAGUGGGGCUCAUUUUGCAGCACUUGGAUAUAAAGACAACUGGGUGUUCUGUGUCCAUAAGACUGAGAGUAAGAAGGGACUGAAGUGACAGUUGGGGGCAUGAAGGACUCACUGUUGGGGGAGGUGGGCAGAUAAGUGUAACCCCCCCCCAGCCACUGUCGUCUUGUCUCACUCACUGCCAUUGGCCAAACCCAGAAGUUUUUACUCCUCUUUAUUGCUAUGGGGGGGGGGACAUUGAACUUACAUUUAAUAUGACGUAUUGUUAUUACUGGGGGGGGGGGGUUGGAAGAGAAGGAAAAGGAGUCGGAUUUCCCUCAACUCUGACCAAUGGGCUCAAUGGCAUUUUCACAAAUGUAUUUGUCACCGGCAAAAUGCGAAAAAUACGCCGCAAAUUCGUGCCAGGUGACUUUAUUUGCCAUCACUUCCCCUGAACUGUAACAACCUCUCAGAAUACAAACUGUAAUUCCACCUCAAAAAUCAUUAAUUAAUGAGAUAACACUAAUAAACCCAACAAUUUAUUGCUCCAGUCUAUGAACCCCCAAUAAAACUGAUUUCUGAUUGUUUC
Molecule: messenger RNA, 3375 nt
Organism: Xenopus laevis (African clawed frog)
Lineage: Eukaryota; Metazoa; Chordata; Amphibia; Anura; Pipidae
Product: FH2 domain-containing protein 1
Exons: 12
Coding region: 664-2646 (660 amino acids)
Source: RefSeq, a predicted model, not a curated record